Amblyraja radiata (thorny skate) is the source of this 929-nucleotide messenger RNA. Its product is annotated as prostate stem cell antigen-like. Bases 189 to 536 code for a protein of 115 amino acids. The record is from RefSeq and is a predicted model, not a curated record. Lineage: Eukaryota; Metazoa; Chordata; Chondrichthyes; Rajiformes; Rajidae. The transcript has 3 exons.
AGGGAUUUUCAAUAAAUGCUCAGAGUGCUGGCGUAACUCGGCGAGUCGGGUAGCAUCUCUGGAGAACACAGACUGGUGACGUUUCCAGUUGGGAUCCUUCUACAGAUUUCAGGGAAUUUGAAGACUUCUGUUUGAAAUUGUUCCAGUUCUCUCUCUUGCCCUCGAAGCUCAGCUGUUCAAAUCCAAAGAUGAAUUGCCUUGUGGUCCUGGUAGCUGGUCUUAUUCUCAGUGCCUCUCCGGGUAACGCUUUGCAGUGUUACUUCUGCUUAGGAUCAACUCAAAGAUGCGUGACUAAUACUGUUACCUGCUCUGCGGGGGAGCGAUGCUACCUUGUGACUGUAGAGGCUGCUGGUGCAACGGGUUACAGCGCUGGAUGUUUUCCCCCUGCUGCAUGUAAUGUCCAGCCAACUGUCCCAGGAGCCUCAGUCUCUGUCAGCUGUUGUGAUACUGACCUCUGCAACGCGAGUGACCAAGUUAAAUUAUCUCUUCUGCUGUUCCCUGCUCUGGUCUCAGUCUGGUUUGCAAUAUUUAUGUGAAGCAAGUGCAUAAUAAUAACGCACAGUGCAAUCUUCUGGGUGCUUUUUGUCUGAAGAUCAGGGAUAAUGAGUCUUAACAUUUGAUUUCCAAGAGAUUAGCAACUUAAUCUAACAGAUGUGCAAAUCCUUUUCAUUCCAAAAUCAGUAACCCUCAUCCAGGUUCAGGAUUAGUUCAUCGAUGGUGGUUAGUUCUAUGGGUUCUGUAAUUCCUCAAUCUUACAAUUUACUAUUUAGUUUGUUAUUGAUUUGAAUUAUGUUUUGGAGCUGGUUACAUAUAUAUACAGCUUCAGUAACUCCAACAGAAGGCUGUGAAGGCCAAGUGAAUUGAUAUUUUUACCGCAGAGAUAGAUAGAUUCUUGAUUAGGGCGGGUGUCAGGGGUUAUGUGGAGAAGG